This is a messenger RNA of Akanthomyces muscarius, 1956 nucleotides long. RefSeq lists its product as uncharacterized. NCBI's taxonomy places the organism in Eukaryota, Fungi, Ascomycota, Sordariomycetes, Hypocreales, Cordycipitaceae. The record is from RefSeq and is a predicted model, not a curated record. The coding region runs from base 1 to 1956 and encodes 651 amino acids. The transcript is spliced from 3 exons. Gene Ontology annotation, biological process: proteolysis. Gene Ontology annotation, molecular function: serine-type peptidase activity.
AUGGUCAUCAAAAAGGUCACACCUUAUGGAGAGUGGGAAUCUCCCAUCUCCAUUGAGUCGGUCGCUUCUGGCGCGCGAAGCCUUACAGCUCCCCGUGUCUGCAGCAAGACUGGUCGAGUCUUUUUCCUGGAAGGCGAUGGGGCCGGAAGAACCGCCAUCAUGGAAAUGACUACGGAUGGUGCCGUUGACAUUUUGCCAAAGGAAUGCAGCGUGGGCAACAUCGUGUACGAAUACGGUGUCCAGGCGCUCCAGAUUCUCCCCGACGGCCGCCUCAUUUUUUCCAAUCAAGACAAUACUGUCAGGAUUCUGGAUCCGAGCACAUCUCAAGUGAGGACCAUAAUCGAGGAUUCUUCGAUUCUGCGAUAUGGCUCCUUCACGGCACACAAGACCUCACCGUGGGUACUAGCAAUUCAGGAGGACCACACCAACAAUACUCCAUAUGGUAUCGAAAAUUACAUCGCUGCCAUCAAUGUCGAAACAGGCAGUGUGAAGCGCGUCAUCUCUGGCGCAGAUUUCUACUACCAGCCUCGAUUCAACGACGAUGGCACACGCCUUGUCUGGCUGGAGUGGAACCACCCCGAGAUGCUCUUCGAUAUGGCUAAGCUGUACAGCGCUGAUUGGGACAGCGAAAGCGCCACAGUAGAAAGAUCAACUAUUGUAGCAGGAGGAAAUUUCCAAGGCGUAUGUGAGCCGCACUGGGGUCCCGAUGGUGCUCUGUACUUUUCGAAAGAGACUGGCGGUCACCGGCAACUCUUCAAAAUUGCGCCCGAAGGUGGCAAGCCUGUGCACAUUGCCUUUCUUGGGUUGACGAGAUUCGAUUUGGGUGAAUCUUCUCUAUUUGAAUCAAGUCGGACGUAUGUGCCACUGUCCAGUCGGCAUCUGCUCGCGACCGCAGUUUCCAACGGCAAAUGCCGACUCUUGUGCAUUGAUCUCGAACAGGAAACAUGGAAACAAGUUGCGCAGGAUCAAGAUAUAUCUGCACUCAACGCAGAUUGCAUAUCAAGAAUUGACGAGUCAUCUGCCUUGGUUGUAGCAAAAGGGCCGACGACGUCCAACUCGCUCUUCAAAAUCGACAUUCACAAUCCUAAAAAAGACAAGCUGCUUCGCACAGCCGGGCUUUCUGGCUCCGACUUUGCAGAUGGAUUGUUGUCCGUUCCGGAGCAUAUUACAAUCCCGUCGCGUAGCGAACCUCGGCAAACCCACGGAAUCUUGUUCAUGCCGCGCAACAAUAAAUACACCGCAAAAGAGGGAGAAUUGCCACCGCUCAUCGUCUUUUCCCACGGUGGCCCUACUGGAAUGGCGAACAGUGCCCUCAAUCUGCGGGCUCAAUAUUUCACCUCGCGUGGAUAUGCUUUCCUGACCGUGAAUUAUGCCGGCUCGACGGGCUACGGCAAUGCAUACCGUCGAUACUUGUAUGGCCGAUGGGGGGUGUCGGACACAAAUGACGUUGCUGAUUUCGCAGCGCACUUGGUCGAGACAGGUCGCGUCCGCCUAGGGGCGGUUGGUAUCACUGGCGGUAGUGCAGGUGGUUACAACACUCUGCAGGCGUUGACUCAGUAUCCCACAACCUUUGCUGGUGGCGUAUGCGCGUGUGGCAUCAGUGAUCUCAUACAAUUUGAUGAUCACACGCACAAGCUGGAAUCGGACUAUGCAGCCGCGCUGCUGCUUCCCGAGGGAACUCCGGAGGAUGACAAGGUCCGCAUCUACAAGGAUCGUAGUGCGCGGUACCAUGCGGACAAGAUCCAGUCACCUCUGCUUCUCGUUCACGGCGUCGCAGACCCUGUCGUGCCAGUUGUGCAGGCGAGAAUUAUUCACGACAUUGUCAAGAAGAAAGGCGGCGAUGUCAAGCUCGUAGAGAUACCGGAUGAGGGCCACAUGCUCAGCAAGCCUGACACUGUCAGGAAAUACCUUGCCGAGGAAGAAGCGUGGUGGAGGAAGACGUUGCUCAAGCUUUGA